This is a messenger RNA of Lachancea sp. 'fantastica', 3105 nucleotides long. Lineage: Eukaryota; Fungi; Ascomycota; Saccharomycetes; Saccharomycetales; Saccharomycetaceae. The record is from the annotation of a GenBank genome assembly.
AUGCUCAAAAUGAAAGGUGCUAGCAACCAGGAUUUCAGGGCCAAAACUCAGCUCCCACAACUACAAACAAGUCUUGAGAAUGAACCGAAACCGUUGGAGGUUUACAAUAGCAUGUUCCGUCAACAGUCUGGAAAUCUGUUCAUCACGAUUACUGAAUACCACAAACGCAUGGAGGAUGAGCUAGACAUGAAACCAGGCGACAAAAUCGAGGUCAUAACCGAUGAUGAAGAGUAUAAUGAUGGCUGGUAUUACGGUCGUAAUUUGAGAACACGAGAAGAAGGAUUGUACCCAAAAGUUUUCACACAAGAAAUAUCAACACCGUCACUAGUAAGGGCCAAAUCUGCGCGCCGCGUGGCUAGUCCACUCGCAAAUGGUUCUCUCACAGACUUGUCGACUAUGUCCAACGAAGGAUCUGUCAGCGAACUACCCACGCCACAACCGCUAGAAACGGCAGCGCCGGUCAAGCUCAAUCUGGAUCGUACAGCGUCUGUAAAAGUGACUAUGAACGACAUCGACAAGGCUCUGGAAGCAUUUCGUGGUGAAUCGCUUUCGUCUUCUUCUGGAAAUUUGCAAUCUGGCGGCACCAAAGAUGAUGAACGCAAAAUUCAAGUCGAUACACCCAACAACUCUUUUGCUACUGACACUGAUACGGAUCUUUCCAGACAACAGAUCAUGAGAAAUUCAAACUCGGUGCAUUCCCUAACAAACGAUACCUCAUUCGGUUCCGCAUCUAUGAACGGCAUCGACCCCAAGAAUUUGGCCCCCAUCGAUGCUCAAAACUGGUCUCCUGAGCAGGUCACCGCGUAUUUCAUAGGGUCGGGUUUUGAUAUCGAGUCUGCGAGCAGAUUCCAGCAACACAAGAUAUCGGGGCCCAUUCUAUUGGAACUGGAACUUGCACAUUUAAAGGAGCUCGAUAUUAGCUCGUUUGGCAUACGGUUUGAGAUAUUCAAGGAAAUCGAGGCCAUCAAAGAUGUCAUCAGUACGCGCGGCCCAGCUCGCUUACCAAGCCAAUUGAUGCCAGCAGCUGCAGUCAAUCAGAGAUCAUACAUGGGGCACACUCGCAAAGUAUCUCAAUCUCUAGACGAUCUACCUUCAAAAUCGCCUGUCAUGACUUCCUCCGCAAAUCGCAGUCGCGUGAGCAGUCGGCAUCGUCCUUAUUCAUUGGCGCUUAAUGGUCGCGAAUCGAAUGCUGACGCGGCUGACUCCAUUAUUGCUGCGUUGAGUGCUCAAGGAGAUGAUUUGAACGUCGCCAAACCCGCCCAGCCGCAAAUUGACGACACCAAUUUCCUUUCGCCUCGCAGGGCGCCAAAACCACCUUCAUAUCCCAGUCCAGUACAGCCCGUCAGAUCGCCUACGGGGCAAUCUUUUACACCCAGCCCUUCUAAUCUGGAGUUCCCACAAAGUCUACGCAACGGCCCUCCUACCAUAUUUGAGCGCGCACCCUACAUCGAAAGUCGUUCAAACAAUAGUGCCGACUUGCAACAACCUAGCUUUCAAUUCCCCAAGGCUGCCCCUCCGCAACUGAAUUUGGAAAGCCCACAUCAAGUAAGCCACGAAGAAGAACGAAGCAAUGAUGUCUUGGCAGCUGAAAACUAUGCGGGAAAUAGAAACUCUGUCAUUUACUCAGGUCAACAUGGACACAGGCCAGCAAAAUCGGGCAGUUCUUUCGUGGAACUUUUUAACAGGAUUUCAACAAUGUCACCCGGUACUGCUCGAGGCACACAAAGUGAAGUGGAAGGUCUCAAUGUUGAACACAACCAAUUGCAAAGGCCAACAUCAAGCAUAUAUGAUCGGUCAAGAGUAGCUUCACCAAGCCACAUUAAACAUCCCUCGCAAGCUACAGCUGAGAUCAAAAAACAUAGAAGAAACUCUUCCAUUCUUUCGUUCUUCUCCAACAAAGGCGAUGAUAACGGUAAAAGCUCGCCAACAAAGAAAACAAGAUCAAGACAGACUUCUUUUUCACACAGCAGGAAAAAUUCCGCCAUAGGUUUUAAUGCGGGCAGAUCUUAUUCACCUGAAAAAGGUUCGCGGUCGCCUACCAAGAGACACUCUAUCGUCGUGUCUCCAAUCGCUGCUCCUGUUUCACCCGUCAAUGAAUCUGGUUUUGAUGACGAGAAACGUAGAUCUGUCAGCGCGAAAGAACCUAAUGGAACACCAGGUGCAAGAGAUUCGGAUUUAUUUUUCGAUGCUAAGGAGGAGCUGCAAGAAGAACAGAGGAACAAGAGAUCUGUUAGCGAAGCUGUCAAAUCAAAACCUGGUCGUGCUAAGACGAGCAAGAGCGCGUUGAGCAAAACAAAAACUUCAGCAUUUGUGGAGGGGAUUCGAACGAUUAGCGUCAUGGACGCAAUGACACAGUCAGACUGCUCUGGCUGGAUGAGCAAAAAAGGCUCAGGUGCAAUGGGGGUAUGGAGAAACCGUUUCUUUACUCUUCACGGUACGAGACUUUCCUACUUCGCAAGCACCACUGACACGAGGGAGAGAGGGUUAAUUGAUAUCACUGCGCACAGAGUCUUGCCAGCCAAAGAGGAUGAUAAACUUGUUGCGCUUUACGCAGCUAGCACGGGUAAGGGGCGCUAUUGUUUUAAGCUUUUACCACCUCAACCUGGCUCUAAAAAAGGCCUGACAUUCACCCAACCCCGUGUCCAUUAUUUCGCUGUUGACACUAAAGAAGAAAUGAGAGCUUGGAUGGCAGCGCUAAUAAAAGCAACUAUCGACAUAGAUACCAGCGUCCCAAUUAUUAGCUCUUGUGCAACUCCAACCGUGUCGUUGAAUAAAGCGCAGGAAAUGUUAUCGCAGGCGAGAGAGGAGACUCGACAACGGGAGGAACAAAGAUUUUUGAACGAAGAAGAUGAGGAUCAGCUGCUUUGGGAACAACAACAACAGCAGCGGACUGAAUCAAGCAUUCAGGAUGGUUCAAAAGGCACACCAACUCCCAAUUCGUCCCUACAGGCGAACUCCAACAAUGGUUCAGGAUUCCACAGCCCCUUUCUCUUGGCAUCAGGGGUGCUGUCUCCUGGAACACCUCAAAAUAAUGGCCGCUUCCAAGAUCAACCCAACAGUGACUACUUUUUGCUUGGCUCGAAAUAUACCAGCAACAAAAUAUAA